GGAUGCGUACGCGGUCGCUCCAACAAAAAGCUCGGCGGACUGCGUUGACUUCGUACGACAAAAUCUUGUCUGUCAGGCAGAAGGUCAUGAAUCGAUUUGUGGAAGAUUUGCAAAGCUUCCGACCUCCGAAACACCACGACGACUCCCCCAGCUCAUCCUUCCUCACCCGACCUGCAUUGCUGCAGGAUUCGCAAUGCCAUCUACAUGAUCUCUUGGAGGGUGUGUAGAUCAUCUUAUAAGCAUUUGACUCGUCGAAUCGAAAUGUGUUCGAGCUAGUAGGUGCUGACGGUAUGAGCUGGCGCAAUGUCGUCCAUUUGGUACUACUGAUAUGGCGAAAAACGGCUUGGCUAAGGAUGGUACGCGCGGCCAAGAAUUGUACACGCGCCCAAUAAUAUCAAGCUAUUUCCUAUCUCUGAAGCAUUUGGAGUCUCCUCGUUCACAGUUUUUUGAGACUCGAACGAAACAUAUCAUCGAGGUGCAGUUCUGUCGAAAUGCCGCGCCCUCGUGAUUUGGUCCCUUUCCUGCUCCCCUGGCUGGCUGCUGCAGGACCUCUACCGGAAACCGCUAAUCUAAUACCGACAACUGAUGCAACCACACAUGCAAACCAUAUCUUCAAUGCCCUGCAUAGCUCUAUGCGCCAAUUUGGCUCUUCCUUGAACCACAAUGGCAUGUCCCUCUUCAUCGCUACAGUCCCAGAAGGUACUGAAUUCUAUCAUGGAACAUCACAGAAGGACCGCAUCAAUGGCACUCAAUGGCUUGCCUUCGAACCCGAACACGCCUUGCUCUUUGCUCGAGGACAUCGUGGGCCCCCACCUGGACAUGGUCCUCCUGGCGAUGGUCAUGCACCUCCUGAUUUUGAACACGAAAAGCCCAAGGGACCAUACUUUCCCGAUGAAGGAAUAGAUCAAUCAAACCCCACGGAGAACAAAGACCACGACAAGUACAAAUCGCCAAAAGAUGGAUCAAAGCAUCACGACGGCAAGGAUCGCAAGGGUCGCCCUGGAAAACAUCACAGCGACAAGGGGUGCCAUGGCCCUUCACGUAACGAGUCUCGUCCAGAUGCUCCGCAUCACCCUCCUCCGCCACCUCACCAUGGGCCCCCUCCGCAUCACCAUGAUGGUCCGCCUUCUCCGCCGCACCGUUGUCCUCCUGGAGAAGGCCAUCUGCCUUGCGAACCAAGUGAAGGUCAUCGCGGUCCUCCUCAUAGGGGUCCUCCAUCCAAGCAUCACGGAUAUCCGCCUGCGUGGUUCGGACAUCACGAUGACCAUGAGCAUCAUGAGCAUCACGAUGAUCACGAGCACCAUGGUGAUCAUGGUGACGACGAGCAUCAUGAACACCACGGACCACCACCUCACAUGUUCUUCGAUGAGCUGAACGAGCACCACCACGAUGACGAAAAACACCGUAGUGUGUUCUCAUUGCCGCCGAUUGGAUUCUGGGCACAUCGCUUGGGCGACUUGUUGCGUAAUCCCAAGAAACGUCAUACACCUCCUCCUGCUCGUCCAACCACUUCAGUGAUUCCAUCUUCGCCCGAAUCGAUCGAGACGAGGGCGGAGCAAGAGCCUCUGGUCUCGGACGAUCCUAAGCCUAAGGAAGACAAUUCUGGCUAUCUGCAUACUUACCGUACGAAGCACAAUUUGCGCUUGCUCUACGUGGAUGGCCAAUCUGCUGCCAAAUCUAAGAAGGGAACUCUCGAUACACAGGAUGUCUUGCUUCUCGAUGACAGCAUCGACCACGGCUCAGGAAUGUUCGGCGAGAUGGAGCGCGCCAAACAGAUGUGCAAGAUGGCUCACGAGCAAUGGAACGAUCGUAUCGACGGUGUUCUGCGCAUGGAAGGCGGAUUCGAAAUUAUCCUGUGUGAUUUCGCCGCUCAUCUCAACGUCGUCAAUAUCGUCAAGACCAACCCUGAGUCUCGUGGAGGUGGUCUUGGUGGUGGCGCCGAUAAUGGCGAUGGAUUCAGCUACUACCGUGCUGUUGCCGCUCGUUAUCAUGGUAUCGGUGGUGGCCGCGUGGAGCUCGAUUACGAAAAUUUCGUCUCUGCCUUUGCGUACCCUGAGGCCAUCUACUUCGAUGACACCGGUCGCCCUCGUCUUAACAACGCAUCCGGCGCUAUCGACGACGUUCGCCGAGCUGUUGACAAGAUGGUCUUGCGCAAAAACGACGACUUUGAGACGGUCAACUGGCAGGUAGUUGCUGAUAUGGUCGUUGCACGUUACUCCGACCGUAUCGAAUACCUUGCUUCAGGCUCGCUCAGCACUCUUUCAUCUCUACAAGCAGAGGUUGGACGUGCGAUCCGCCCUUUCAUCGACUACAGUGCCCGCAACAGCAGCGCUGAAAUCGAUCGCUGUGCGUCGCAAUUCGUUCCUGGCACGCAAGCUCUCACCUCCACCAGUGUGGCCUCCCAGGCGAUCCGCGAGGUAACCAAUACUCUCUGCUCCAGCCUGGUAUCAGCCUUCGCACAAACAGAUCACGCUGCCAUGCUCGAUCAGAUCAAAGAACUCAAAGAGUACUUGGCUUGGACAACUUGGAAGCAAUGUCGUGGCUGCGCUGCCGAUGAGGUCUGCUUCCUGCCAAUCUGGCCCACCGGCACAGCCGAGGACUUUGUACAGCCCAAGUGCAGGUCCAACGUCAAGAUGGGCCCUGGACAUGGCAGUGAGAAUCGCUACUGGAAUGACUUUGGACGACCUAUGUCCAAGAAGUUCAAGUCCCUGGAAGCGUAAGAGGAGCAUCUUUGGGUGUGUGAUGUUAUCUUUCCCUUGAUUAGUUUUUCUUUCUGUCGUUUUUGGUGUUUCGUUCGUUUCUAAAUACCCCCUUAUAGUGCAUACUUAAUUGUUUCCUUUGUCGACUCUCUUGUUCUGAACCCUUUGGAUUGGAUGAUACCAUUACAUAACAUUGCUU
Molecule: messenger RNA, 2898 nt
Organism: Aureobasidium pullulans EXF-150
Lineage: Eukaryota; Fungi; Ascomycota; Dothideomycetes; Dothideales; Saccotheciaceae
Exons: 1
Coding region: 492-2720 (742 amino acids)
Source: RefSeq, a predicted model, not a curated record